This is a messenger RNA of Eruca vesicaria subsp. sativa (arugula), 3140 nucleotides long. NCBI's taxonomy places the organism in Eukaryota, Viridiplantae, Streptophyta, Magnoliopsida, Brassicales, Brassicaceae. The record is from the annotation of a GenBank genome assembly.
AUGAAUUUUUCGUUUUGCGCAGUCUCUUCAGAGCUUUCAUGUCCAAGUGACAUGGUCUUAAGAUUUUCGUUUGCAAGCCGGUUGUUCCCUCGUGAAUUUGUUAGGUUUGAUGAGACCUGGAAGAAAAAACACAUUAGUUUAUCUUCUUGUCGUGGUACGAGGAAGGCUUUUGCGUCAAGACAUUAUGUGUCAGGAGUACACUUGGAAGAUUCGUCUAUUGCCGAGAAGAGUCUGCCAAGAAGAGAGACUGGAGACAGGCUUGGCCUUGUGAGGACUUUGCUAAUAGACAAUUAUGAUAGUUACACGUUCAAUAUAUAUCAGGCAUUGAGUACUAUUAAUGGAGUGCCUCCUGUGGUUAUUAGAAACGAUGAGUGGACGUGGGAAGAAGCUUAUCGUUACUUGUAUGAAGACGCUGCUUUUGAUAAUAUUGUUAUAUCACCUGGACCUGGUUCUCCCAUGUGCCCUGCUGAUAUAGGUACAAGCCAAAUUGUUAUUGAGUUUUUCCAUUAUUGUCUUUUUUUGAAUUUGACUCUGGUGGGCUAUGUAGGAAUAUGUCUUCGCCUUUUGCUUGAAUGUCGUGAUAUUCCUAUUCUAGGGGUCUGCCUUGGCCACCAGGCACUAGGUUAUGUCCAUGGUGCUCAUGUGGUACAUGCCCCAGAACCAGUCCAUGGACGGUUAAGUGGGAUUGUGCAUGAUGGGAACAUAUUGUUUUCUGAUAUACCAUCCGGGAAAAACUCUGAUUUCAAGGCAGGUCAUCUACUUAUUUUACAUGCAACAUUCACUGAUCUCUCUAGAUACAAAAUUCUUAGGCAUUCAUUUCUGCAGGUUGUUAGAUACCAUUCGCUGAUCAUAGAUAAGGAAUCACUGCCAAAGGAACUCAUACCAAUAGCAUGGACGAUUUAUGAUGACACUAGUUUUUACUCUGAGAAGAAGUUCCUUGUUCCUGUGAAUAACUCUAUGAGCCCAUCCAGUGACGGGUCUGUCAUCUCUGUUUCAGAAAACUUGGAAACCCAAAGUUAUUGGCCUUCGUCUCAUGUUAAUGGAAAACAAGAUAGACACAUACUCAUGGGGAUCAUGCACUCUACUUUUCCUCACUAUGGUUUACAGUUUCAUCCAGAGAGUAUUGCUACUACCUAUGGAAGUCAAAUAUUCAAGAACUUCAAAGACAUAACUGUGGACUAUUGGAAUAGCUACAAAUCUUCAUCAUUGCGUCGACGAAAGAUUAAUAAUGAAACUGCAAAGAUGAAGGUGCCUGGUGCUUGUGAACUGCUGAAAGAACUUUCCCGAAGUAGAAGUACAGGAAACGAUUCCAGCUAUUAUGGUAACCCUAGGGCGUCCCUCUCUACUUCCAACAAAAAUGGUGUAGACGUCUUCGAACCUAACGAAAAAUUGCUGAGGCUGAAAUGGAAGAAGCUAGAACGUAUUGCACAUAAAGUUGGUGGAGCAAGAAACAUAUUCAUACAACACUUUGGGAAAAGUAGUGGGAAUGAUACUUUUUGGCUGGAUACCUCUUCUAGUGACAAGGCUAGAGGGCGAUUUUCAUUCAUGGGUGGUAAAGGUGGAUCCCUCUGGAAGCAGUUGACAUUUAGUUUAUCUGAUCAAAGCGAGAGUACAUAUAAACAUGGUGGACACCUUCUGAUUGAAGACGCUCACAGUUCUACUGAGAAACGAUUCUUGGAAGAAGGCUUUCUUGAUUAUUUACGUAAGGAGCUUUCAUCUAUCUAUUAUGAUGAGAAGGACUUUGAAGGGCUACCUUUUGAUUUUUAUGGUGGAUACGUAGGUUGUAUUGGGUAUGAUAUUAAAGUAGAAUGUGGAAUGCCAAAUAAUCGUCACAAAUCCAAGGCACCGGAUGCAUGUUUCUUCUUUGUAGAUAACAUUGUCGUCAUUGAUCAUCAUCUUGAUGACGUUUAUGUGUUAUCUCUUCACAAAGAAGGCACCGCAGAGACCACUUUCCUUAAAGAUACCGAAGAGAAGCUCAUUAGCAUGAAGGCUUCCUCAACAAGAAAGUGGAAUGAUCAAACUAUUCCUUCUAUAGAUUCAUCUACAAGUUUUGUCCCUGACAAAUCACGAGAGCAGUAUAUCAACGAUGUUGGGAGGUGUAUGGAGUACAUCAAAGACGGGGAGAGCUACGAGCUUUGUCUCACUACUCAGAACAGAUUGAAGAUAGGGAACACUGAUCUUUUGGGGCUUUACCUCCACCUCAGAGAGAGGAAUCCAGCUCCAUAUGCUGCCUUUCUCAACUUCUCUAAUGCAAAUUUGUCUUUAUGCUGUUCAUCCCCUGAAAGGUUUCUUAAGCUGGAUAGAUACGGAGUCCUAGAAGCAAAGCCGAUCAAAGGUACUAUAACUCGUGGCUCCACGCCUGAAGAAGAUGAACUUCUUAAACUGCAAUUGAAACUCAGUGAGAAGAAUCAAGCAGAGAAUCUGAUGAUUGUUGACCUUCUGAGGAAUGAUCUAGGCCGCGUAUGUGAGCCUGGAUCAGUCCAUGUGCCUAACCUUAUGGAUGUGGAAACAUACACAACAGUACACACUAUGGUAAGCACGGUCCGUGGACUAAAGAAGUCAGAUAUUAGUCCAGUGGAAUGUGUAAGAGCAGCUUUCCCUGGUGGCUCAAUGACUGGUGCUCCAAAACUAAGAUCGGUCGAGAUUCUUGACUCGCUUGAGAACUGUUCGAGAGGACUUUACUCUGGGUCAAUAGGGUAUUUCUCGUAUAAUGGUACGUUUGAUCUGAAUAUUGUGAUAAGAACAGUGGUGAUACAUGAGGAUGAAGCUUCCAUUGGAGCAGGUGGAGCCAUCGUUGCUUUGUCAAACGCGGAAGAUGAGUUUGAGGAAAUGGUUCUUAAGACUAGAGCUCCCGCUAGAGCGGUCGUGGAGUUUUGUAGUGGUGGUUUAGUGAUCAGAGAAGACACUAGUUGUGUCUCUUGAAAUAGCUACAUAGAUGAUGGGCCAUGAUGGGCCGGUAAAGAGAAGGGGCUUGCUCAUCCAUCCGGCGAGGCUAUGUGUUGUGGAUUUUAAGCAGUUAUUAUGUAUUGUUCUGUAUAAUUAUAUAUCUGUGUUAGUUGUAAAAAUCAUUUGUAUUUAUGUUUCAUAGAUUAUUGAAUUCUGAUGUCUGUGUAUCUUAUUCAUUUUGUUUAAUGUAUUUC